Alnus glutinosa is the source of this 2859-nucleotide messenger RNA. RefSeq lists its product as uncharacterized. The record is from RefSeq and is a predicted model, not a curated record. The transcript is spliced from 7 exons. Gene Ontology annotation, biological process: regulation of DNA-templated transcription. Gene Ontology annotation, molecular function: DNA binding. The coding region runs from base 4 to 1761 and encodes 585 amino acids. Lineage: Eukaryota; Viridiplantae; Streptophyta; Magnoliopsida; Fagales; Betulaceae.
CUUAUGAAACUCAAAUUCUCUUCGCGUGCGAUGGAUACGUUGUCUUUGAAUCUGCAACCGGGGUUCAAGUUCAGUCCGACGGACGUGCAAAUCUUCGACCACUACUUGAAGUUAAAGAUCACUGGGAAUGACGAAGAGCUUUACUUUAUUCGCGAAGUUCAGUUCUUCAAACAGGAGCCCUGGGAUAUGCCAGGUUUAUCCGGCAUAGAGACGACGGAUGGAGAGUGGUUCUUCUUCUCAUCGCCAGAACUGAAGCAGCCGAAUGGGAAACGGUUUAACAGGAGGACCGACGCUGGGUACUGGAAAGUGACCGGUAAGGAUCAAGAAAUCUGGUCCGGAGCGAGCUUGAUUGGAAAAAAAAAGUUUCUGGUUUUCUAUAAGAGGGGUACUGGCAGUACUGCUUCUAAAUGGGAAAAAACCAAUUGGGUAACGCAUGAGUACCACACAACCUUGAAGGAGCUUGAUGGCACCAAACCCGGACAGAAAGCCUUCGUCCUCUGUCGUUUAUUCUAUAAACCUAAGCAAAACUCCGGCAAAGUUGGAUCUGCCAAGUCUAAAUUAUCACUGGAAGAGCAAGCUGAGGAUCAUCCAACAACUAAUGAAUCUCUUUAUGAAAAUUCUGAUGGAAUGACAUAUGACACUUCAGAAUCUCCAGACAAGGGCAGCAAAGCGCGAAAGCGGAAGUGCUCUAGCAAAGCUGGACCUCCCAAGUCUAAACGAAGUGCGACUUCAGUAUAUCCAGCACUGGAAAAGCAAGCUGAAGAUCAUACAACAACCAACGAAUUUCUUCAUUCUGAAAAUUCUGACACUAUAGCAAGUGUUGAGUGUAGUGACAGCAAUUCUCAUGCUUACGCUUCAGAGAAUCAAGUGGCAGAAAUGGCAACUGUGAUAGAUAAUGAGGUGGUAGACUCAAAUAUGGCCUGUGUCCCACCAGACCUACUAGAUGUAGAUUGGAGGAGCUUUCUCUCCACAUUACCAGCAUCAGGAGAGGAAGCUGACAAUCAUGUCACAAGAUAUUAUCCUACAAAAGCUUUUGAUGCCUACACUACAAAAAAUCACACUGCCCAAGUAACGGCUGGUGAGGUUAAUCUGCAACUGGACGAGGAAGAACUAGAAAUGCUCUCUGUCCUGAUGCAAGAUCCACUAGGUUGCAACUCUUUGACCCCCUUAAGUUCACUCCCCAAUACACCUGUCGUUUCAUCUCCUAGCACAGCUAAAUCUUCUCCUGAAGAAGCAGGGUCUGACAAAAGACAGGCUUCAGUAUCUCCAGCAUCAGGAGAGGAAGCUGACAAUCAUGUCACAAGAUAUUGUCCUACAAAAGCUUUUGAUGGAACGACAUCAAACACUAUAGCAUUCACUGAGUGUAACCACAUUAGUGAUAGUGCCUACACUACAAAAAAUAAAGCUGCCGAAGUAACAGCUGGUGAUCAGGUGGUAGACUCAAAUAUAUCCUGUGUCACACCAGAUCUAAUAGAUUUAUAUUGGAGCUUGCUCUCUCCCUACCUUGAUGGUGAGGUGCCUUUUCAACAUGGCACGAAUGAUCCAGCCGAUUGUAGCUCUGAAUUAUUGGGUUUAAAACCUAAUUAUCCAGAUGAAUUCCUUCAUAGUGAUCCUAGCAGUCAAAAGAAUCUUGCUUUUGACCGUGAGACAAUGGAAAACAUGGAAUCUGUUAAGGACGACGGAUCACACAGUGCACCAAGUGCAAAAAUGCUCAAUGCACUGUUUGAUCCAACGGUUCAAGAUUCUAUGUGGUCUCAAUAGAUCAAUAGAGAAGGCUUCAUCUGGGGUUGUUAAGUCCCGGAUUCUAUAAUGGUGGAGGUUCUUCAGUCAGAUCUAGACUCCGAUUGAAGGUGGUCGAUCUAAACCCCAAAAUCUUGAAAACACCAAAAAUUUACAAAAACAAUUAUUUCCCAACAAGUUAUCUAAACCCAAUCCAAUUCCAGUUCUAGUUCCAAUUUCAAUUCUAGUUCCAGUUCCAGUUCCAGUUCCAGUUCCAGUUCCAAUUCCAGUUCUAGUUCCAAUUUCAAUUCUAGUUCCAGUUCCAGUUCCAGUUCCUAUUCCAAUUCCAGUUCUAGUUCCAAUUUCAAUUCUAGUUCCAGUUCCAGUUCCAGUUCCUAUUCCAAUUCCAGUUCCAAACUUUUAAUAAAUCUACUGCCUCAAGCCUAAACCCCAAGAGCCCAAACUUUUUAACCCAUGCCAGCAGGUAAAAAAUCCCAAGGUAUAAACCUAUUUGAAAUUAAUCCUAUUUAUUGAUUCCAAUUAGUUAUUCCUUUCCAGUCUAAGAAUCCCAAAUGUUCCUUCUAAUCCUUUUCAAUUAACUCGAUUAGAGUUCAAGGUCUCGAGUUGGCCAGUCUUCUCUCCAAAGUGGCAUUUGAGUGAUGCCAACAAAAUUUGAUAUUUGGCCUAUGGCCACUCUACUUUCUUCAAAUAUGAUUGGUCUGUUUACUGGUAUCUUCUACCGAUGCCUGCACGACGGUGGUUAAAUACCAACUCCUCAAGUUAGUACUACUCGAAGAUUAUCAAGCUUCUAAGGUUUUCAAAUUUGAAUAUUAUGUUUAGUGAAUGGAUCUUUGGCCUAUGGCCAACUUACUUUCAUCCAAGUGCGAUGGGUCAGUUUAUCGGCUUCUUCUAUUGACGACUGCCGGAGAGGGCUAAAUACUAACCCCAGGGCCUAGGGGGUCAGUACUCAACCCUAACUUCCCAAAUCCUAUACUUGAAACUUGUAUCAAGAAUUCGAAGUGUGUAUUUUAUUUGUAUUUCAAGUUUGUUCAAUUUCAAGUAUGUAAUUAAGAACUCAAGUUUCCAAAUGCUCUUUGAUACAUGUAAUUUUAUGUUUAUAUAACAUAUUAUCUUGGAGAA